GUUGCUAAACCAAUCAUCACGUAAUCCCUUCUCAAAGUCAGUGUACUUUAUGUCGAGAAACUCUGUUUUCAUCAAAAGUACGUUCUGCCACGAUUCCAAAGCUAUACGAUACUACAGACAGCAAGUUAAUUAUCUCACAUCUCACGUCGCCCAGAAUGCACCGCGUGGGCCAAUGACGUAACAUCGUCAACGUUGUUGGGUUUUUGAGCUAGUGCCCAGUAGACUCCAUUCACUCCGUGAAGGAGAGCGAUCCCUGUCCCAGAGUCGCCCAGAAUGCACCGCGUGGGCCAAUGACGUAGCAUCGUCAACGUUUCCCAUCUCCUCAAAAGUAUAUCUGCCGUUGUGAUUUAAACUCCACUCUGGGAGACACAUCGAUCUGCAGGUUGAACAUGGUGGUCGCAUGCGGUUGGACACAUGGAGGAGAGAAUCAUUUUCUCAGUUUCCUCAAAACCGUGUCUUUUUGAAACAACUGCUGACAGCUACAGGGACAUAAACACAAACAUGCUGCCUGGAGACAAGUGUCCAUGAUAGUAGGAUCGCCAGAUCUCCAGGCUCAAAGCGUCAGUCCACCAGCUGAAUACUCAGUCAGACUGGUGGAUGGGACCACUUCCUGUUCUGGGACAGUGGAAAUCUUCUAUGAAGGAGAGUGGUUGGGUCUAUGCAAUAGGUGGUGGGACAUGAUGAAAGAGGUUAAGGUUGUGUGUAGAGAGCUGGACUGUGGGAAUCCUGUAGCUGAAUCUGGAGGACCUCUGAUUGAAGAUGGAAGAAGAGGAGUCAGACUAUUGAGAUGUAGUGGAGAUGAGUCUUCUAUUAGAUGGUGUGACAUCACAGGAGGACCUGGUUUCUGUUAUGGUGGAUAUUAUCAUCAUGUGACCUGUUCAGAGUCUGUGCGGCUUGUGGAUGGAGCUGGUCUCUGCUCUGGGAGAGUGGAGGUGAAGUCCAAUCAGUCCUGGGCCUCAGUGUGUGAAGCUGACUUUGACCGGCAGGAUGCAGAGGUAGUCUGUAGGGAUGUUGGCUGUGGGGCUCCUGCAGCUCUACAGGGGACAGAAAACAACACCUGCCUACCUGGUAAUGCUGUUGGACUCACCUGCUCAGAGCCUGAUGAUGUGAGGCUGGUGGGAGGAGGCAGUCGCUGUGCUGGUGGAGUGGAGUGGUACGACCAGGAGAGUGGAGGACUGUGGGAGUUGGACUGGGACCAGGAGGAUAGUCUGUGCGGCUUGUGGAUGGAGCUGGUCUCUGCUCUGGGAGACCUGGAGCUGUGA
Molecule: messenger RNA, 1262 nt
Organism: Oncorhynchus nerka (sockeye salmon)
Lineage: Eukaryota; Metazoa; Chordata; Actinopteri; Salmoniformes; Salmonidae
Product: T-cell differentiation antigen CD6-like
Exons: 8
Coding region: 525-1262 (245 amino acids)
Biological process (GO): zymogen activation
Cellular component (GO): plasma membrane
Molecular function (GO): serine-type endopeptidase activity
Source: RefSeq, a predicted model, not a curated record